This is a messenger RNA of Neospora caninum, 8451 nucleotides long. RefSeq lists its product as hypothetical. NCBI's taxonomy places the organism in Eukaryota, Apicomplexa, Conoidasida, Eucoccidiorida, Sarcocystidae. The record is from RefSeq and is a predicted model, not a curated record. Bases 1 to 8451 code for a protein of 2816 amino acids. The transcript is spliced from 9 exons.
AUGCUUCGGCACCAACCCAUUGACCGACCUCUGCCGUCGCGUCUCCUCUUCUCUCGCGUGCUCCCCUUGCUGGAGCUGUACAGACAGCUGAACCGGCAGGCGCCGCUUCCCCUCAACGACGAACCUGCGAGUGUCGGUGCAUCUCCGGCUCAAACUGGACAACAAAAAAGGUCAGCGCAUGCUUCUCUCGCAGCCUCGGCUGCGUCAUGUGCUCUUCCGUCUUCCUGCGCGUAUUCUCGGCUGGUCCAUUCGUCUCAGUCUCACGAGCACGUAGAGGAGGCGGGAGUAGCGUCGCCGCACGAACGGCGUGAAGACGAAGAGAGACCGGAAGCGGUCACAGAGGCGAAGCACAAGGUUUCGCAGCAUUCCCAGUGGCAAGGAGAGGACGGGGCUAUGAAGGGAAAUGCAGACGGAAAAAGGCUGUACGCAGGAAACGAGAAGAUGCGGUGCCUGGCAGAAGACAAAAACGAAGACGCAACGAAGCCAGAGGAGACUAGAACAAGAAAAGGAGAGGAAGUGAGGCCCGCAAAGGACAGAGAGCAAGGAGAGAGGCCAGGCAAAGGAUUGAAGGCGAGACGUGUUGGAAGAGGCGCAGAAGAACACGUGCGAGAUCAACUCAGGAAUCUCCGCAGUUUAUGGCGUCGACUGGUUUGGCAGUUCAUCCUCCAGAGACAGCAACUGACUGGCGGCGAUCUGCACUUUCUCGCCAGCGCCCUCGCGAAAUACAAACAUUACGAUCCACUUCUUCUCGCUCUCCUGCUUCAUCGAGCUGUGGAGUUAAGCGACUCCAUGCCAUUCCACGAUCUUGCGGGCCUUGUUGGGUGCUGUGCACGUAUUGGCCUUUUAACUGCCCCGCCUCCGGCGCACACCCCCGCGGAGUCUCUCUGUCCUUCUCUCUCUUCCUCUCUCUCUUCUCCUCCGUUGUCUCCUCCGUUGUCUCCUCCGUUGUCUCCUCUGGCUCUCUGUCCGCUGUCGUUGGGGUUUGACGCUUUCCUCUCUCGCCUUCUUGCGCCGGAGAGAGAAGCCACAUCCGUUUUGGAUUUGGAAUCCGAGCUCCGAGGAGACGGAGCAGAAGUGCAGUCGGCGACUUGGCCUGCCGCCGGGGCGAGCCGACCCCUCGACGUGUCCCUUUUCUGCGGAUCCAUGAUCGCUCGUGGCCCAGGAGAAGGACGAGCGGGAGAACCAAACCAAGGCGACGCUGACGAGAGAGAUGUCGAGGGGGUUGGGCACCGAUGUGCCCCGAGCGAGAACGUCGAGGCGGGCGCCGUCGAUGUCUCUCAGGGAGAACAGGGAAGAAUAAAGGCCUUUCACACCGGAGCGACAGACACCGCACAAGAGACAGAAGGCACAGACACGAUACCCCGUGAUCCGCCUCUUGCCGCCUCGAGCGAAGGACAAGACGCCUCUCGGCGUGCAGCGCUGUUUGUGGGAAGAACGGCACCGCCCGCGAAAAUCAGAGAAAGAAUGCCUUCUUUUUCAGCGCGCGAAAGCUUCAGUCGAAGCGGUCCUCUGGAAAGGCACGACAGCGAUGCUUCCCUGCAUUCCGGUGCGCAGCUUGCAGACCCGCGUGACGGUCCCGUCUUCCUCUGCUCUUCACGGACGGAGAGCAAGCAGGAAGUCUACGCUCGCGUGUACGCGCAACUCCAGACUCGCGCGAGAGAUCUCCUGAAGCUCACAGCCGAGCGUCUUCCCUUCGAGUUGGUGCACGGCGCCGCCACUGGCCAGGACGUUGGCUUUGUGUGCGAAGGCCUCGCCGCCGCACGUCUCCACAACGACGACGUAGCCGAGAUGAUUCUCAUGGCGGCCUUCCCCGACCUGCAGAAAGCCGACGCUCUUGCAGCUUCGCCGUUUUGGCGCUUUCUUGCGUCUUGCAUGAGCCAGGCGACUCAAGGGCAGCUGGAGAGGCGAGGCGAGGCCGGCGCGGAGGAGCGUGGAGACCAGAAGGCGACGCCGAUGAGAGAGGCAGAGGAAGAGAAAGAGGAUGGAGCCAACGAGCAGGAGGUGGAACAGACCCUGACGCACACCGCAAAACGCUCUGGCGGUUGCGACACGCCGCCCUCAGCCCGCGGGAGAAGGAGACGGGGUGCACGCCGAAGUCUGGCCCAAGCCUCCAUUGAUUCGGGUGUCUCUUCGGAAUUUCGUGCCUCUCCCUCUUCUUCGAGUUCUUUGCCGACUCCCUCGUCUUCGUCUCUCGCUCCUUCCGCGUGUUCUUCGCUCCUUCCUCCGGUCGUGCUCUCGCCGAUGAAUCUCGCCUCGGUCAUCUCGUGGGUGGGAACCCUGGGGGGACAAGACAACCUGAGUUCCCGGAACGACAAACACAAAACAGUCAUUGACGUUCCAGGCCAUGCUGGGAUGUCUGACCUCUCUUCUCGUCCCUAUUCUCCCUUUCCUUCUUCUCCUUCAUUCUCUUCUCCUUCUUCUCCUUCAUUCUCUUCUCCUUCUUCUCCUUCAUUCUCUUCUCCUUCUUCUCCUUUCUCUCCGUCUUCUUCUGUGUGUCCUUCGUCCACUUCUGCGUCGCCUGCUUCCUCUUCGUCCAUUGCGUCUGCUCGUCCUCCGGGUGUCCAGGGAGGCAGUGUGUACAGGCGUGUCGAUGUGUGGCAAGCGAUGAGCCGGUCACUGCUGAAGAAUGUUGCAGUUCUGGAGCCGUUCGCGAUCGUCAAAGUUUGCGGCGCCUUCGAGGCUUCGCUCGUCAGGGACGUGCGAUUGAUGGGGGUUCUUGCGCCUCGUCUCCUCCCGGAGAUCGACGGCCUUCCUCUGUCUUCUCUAGCUUCUCUGCUCUCUUCGCUUUCCAUGCUGGGCACGCCCCACCCGCCUCUUCUUUUGGGGGUUUGCCGCGCGAUUUCCCGGCGCGUCUUUCUCGACAUUCCCGCCUCUGUUCUUUCGCCUCCACCCGAAGAUGCGGGACGAGCGCGGAACUGGCGCGUCAGACGGCAAGAAGUGCAGCCUUUCCUGAACGUACUCUGCCGCCUCCUCGGGGCCUUGCCGGAUGCGAAGCAGGUGUACGUACAGGCGAUCCAGCAUGCGUCUGAGGCAGCGCACAAGGCAGAGCCGCACGGCGGCGCUUCUGCGGCUGAUGGUUUUCCGGCUUCUGGCGACCAAGACACUCCCGCUGCGAGCAUAAAAGGGACACAAAAACAAACGCGCGACAUCGGACGGAAAGCAGCUGCUCAGGUUCUCUCGACUUUCUACCUUCUUCUCGGGCGCGCCGCAGUCUUCAUCGACGCAUGCACUCCAGAUGAGGUUCUUCUUGUUCUUCGAGCUCAACGCAUGCAGCACCUGUACCACGCAGCGCUCAUGCUUUCUCGCCUUCUGAGAAACGAAGCGGCGCUCUUGUCACGCGCAAGGGGUGGGACGCAGAGCGCCGGCGAGUGGUUCAGUCCCAGUCGCUUCGACGCAGAGGACGGUCAAGGGCGACGCGAAGCUGAGGACGUCGAAGGGCAAUGGCUGCAUGUCACAAGGACUCAAGAAACUGUCUUUCGGGCAGUCCUCCAGCGCUAUUUGACUCCGUCCCCUGCCGUCGCUCUACAUCCGAGACACGGCCCCUCCCUGUCUCCUACAUACCUCCAGGGCGACAACCAACUGUCUCCCCACCACUCUUCUCUUUCCUCUGCUCCUUCUUCUCCUCUUUCGUCUUCUCUUUCUUCUCCUCUUUCUUCUCCUCUUUCUUCUCCUCUUUCUUCUCCUCUUUCUUCUGCUCCUUCUUCUUCUCCUUCUUCCUCUCUUUCUUCUUCUCUGUCUUCUUCUCUGUCUUCUCUGUCUUCGUCGCAGUCGUGGAUUUCCGAUUCUGAGUCUCCGCGGAUUCUUUUUCCUCCGGCGUCGGCAUCCCGACCGGAGACACCGGUCGCUGUCCAAAAUGCGAACCAGUCUUCUCGCUCUCCGACUCAGAGUGCCUCGCCCCUCCCCUUUCUUUUGCACCUGCUGAUGCUCCCGCUUCCUCACCUUCGCCUUCUUCUCCAGUCUGCUGCACGUCUCCUCUCGCGCCUGGCCACCGUCGAGUGCCCCGCUGGCUCUCGGCUUAUACCCGGAGAAGCAGGAGCAGAAGCGCGCGAGCAAGACGUCAAGCAAGAGGAAGGCGAGAAGAGGACAGCAGAGGAAUCGAAAGGACGGCAAGGCGAAGCCGAAACGAAAGAAGGGCAAGCCAAAGGAGAGGAAGUCAAGGAAGCGGCGGAUCUGGGGCGGGAAGCGGAGGGAGGACGGGGAGUGAAGUCUCUCGAAGGACGAGAAAAAGAAGAUGGAACGGAAGGGAGAGGAGACAGAAGACACGAGAGGGAAGAAGCGGACUGUGUCGGCUUGAGGGCAGCUGAGAGCGCAGGUUUUCUCCGCUCCACACAGGAGGGCGAGAUCGACGCGCGUGUGCUUUUCCAAGUUGCGCAGGUGAGGCUGGCCGUCGUUGCGGCGUCUUUGCUUCUCGCCUCUCUACCUCCAAGCGCCUGCAGGCCCCUGAGGGAGGCGACAGUCCACGACAACAAAGCGGAACGAGCCGCUGGAAAGCAACGAGAAGAAAGGCAAGGAGAAGAAGUUAGGCAACGAGAAGUUAGGCCAGGAGAAGAAGUUAGGCCAGGAGAAGAAGUUAGGCAACGAGAAGAAGUUAGGUCAGGAGAAGAAGUUAGGCAAGGAUAUGAAGGGAAUCAACGAGGAGAGCAGUGGGGAGAGGGAGCACGGGGAGAAGGCGAGCAAGGAGAGAGGGAAGCCGAAAGGAGACACGGCGAGGAGGGAGGCCGGGACUGCAAGGCAAAUGGUGCAGGCGAUUCCCCUCGAACCGGCGCUUCUUUGCUGGAACAAGAGAAGACGCCGCAACCUCUCGCGCGCGGACGCGACGGAAGCGAGAGAGAAACGGCGGAAGGCAGGCGACCAGAAGCGACGGCCGGCCUCAAGAUAAAUGCAGAGAGAACAGACGCAAGCUCGGGGACGGAAGCCCACGCGCCGGGCGAGGUGACGGAGUUACUCCUCGCUCUUCUCGCUGUGUGCCAAGGCGGCUACCGACUGGGGGCGGAUCUGGUGCGCGGCGUGCUCGAAGUCGUCUUGCGGAAGUGGGAAAGGGAGGAAGGAGACCUCGAGGCGCAGAGCCGGAGAGGCAAAUCGGUGACAGAGACUGACGAGGCGCGGUUGCUGGCGUCUCCCAUGUGUGGCGCUCCCUUUUCUUCGGCCCCGGAGUCCCCGACGACUCCGGCCGCCCGCGCGACUCCGGUUCCGGCCUCGACGCCUUCCGGUCCUUCGGCAUCCUGCCUGUCGAGGCGAGGAGCGCCGGCUUGCGGGGAAGAGAACAACGCUUCGCACGAGGGCGCAAGGCGAGAAACCCGCUUCUCGGGAGAGAUUUCAGGGACGCGCAGCGGCAGCCACCGAAGCGCAAAUCGCGCGCUUUCGUUUGGGCCAGACGCGAGCUGUGGAGGGCCUUCGCGCCAGUUUGUCGGCUUUUUUGAAGGCGUGAAUUCUUCCAGUCCCGCGAAUGAAAUUCUUUCUUCACCUGCCGAUUCCUCUCUUCCUUCCUGUCCAUUCUUCCCAUCCUCCUCCGCUUUCUCGUCCUCUACGCUUUCUUCACCUGCUCUUUCUUCUUCGUCCUCCCCGCUUUCUUCCUCUUCGUCCUUUCCGUCCGCUGCGGCUUCAGGGUCUUCCCGGUCGCUCGCUCCCCUCGAAGGCUUCGCUGCGGAAGCGGCGUUGCUGCUGAGACUCCUCCGUCUCCACAGCGAAGCGCCGUUCUCCCUGCCCGUCGCCUCGCCAUAUCAGGCGAUCUUCCAGUGUCUGUCCGCUGCUCUGGCGUUUCCACGCUCUCUGUCUUCGCGCCUCUCUCGCGGGGACGGCUUGGAGCACCUCGUCUUCGACGCGUGCCUGCGCCGUCUCCGACUCGAGGUUUCCCUAAAUCGCGAAAUGCAGAAGCCGGUUUCUCCCCCUCGCUCCGCCGCACCUCCUUCGCUUCUUCCCCAAUGUGGUGAUGCGUCUGCGGAGAAGGGAGACACCCUGCGAGGCUCUACGCCGGCUUUGACGCCCGACGCGAAUGAGGACGGCCCAUCUUUCUUCCCGCCAACUCGCUCUCUUCCGUGCGUUGCCCAGGAGGUCGUCCUUGCGCUGCUUCCGCAUUUCUACGCCAGUGCGCCGGAGACGCCAAUACGCUCGGGCUCGUCGCUUCCAGCUUCGCAGCCCCUGCCUUCCUUUGUCCUCUCCGGGUUCCGCCUUCUUCUUCUCUGUCUCCAGCUGUCUCUCCCUUCUCUAGCAUCGUCUCCUCCGUCCAGAGCUCUCUGUCCCUCUGCCGCUCCUCGUCCUCCUGCUUUCCCGCCGUCUCCUGCGUCGUCUUCUUCUCUUACGUCUCCUUCUCCUUCGUUUUCUUCUCCUUCCCCUUCUUCGUCUCCUUCUACUUCUCCUCGCAGUCAUCGGUCGUUCGUGUUUCUUCCCUCUCCGCUCCUCCAUGCUCUUUUUCUCUCGGAAGUUUUCUUUUCGGACUCCCCGUUCUUCCGUUCCCUUUUACCUUCCACACUUCACGCGUGCAUGCGGCAGUUGACGGACCAGGUGUAUGGACAGCUUGCGGAGAGAGAAGGCGCCGAAACACGAGAGCCGGAAAGGUCUGCGAAGGAAGAAGGAGCGGGGGAUGGAGCAAGCGUGGAGCGCCGGCAAGGCGAAGAAGAAGAGGGAAAGGAAACUCGGGCGAAACGAGCAAGGGCGAAGGAGACCAACGAGGGUGGGCUCCCCGCGGAGCGAGAAGACGAGAGUAACGCAGCCAAGGGAACAGGAGGCGUGAUAGAACCUGAACUGGAAGAACAAAAGGCCGCGGGCAGGGGAGACGCGAAUGGGAGGCCUCUGAAAGGAGAGGACUUUGAAGAGUCGUCAAGAAUGACGUGGCUGUUUGUCGGAGAGGGACAGGACCGUGAAUUCGAGAGCGAAGAUUCGCUCUGUAUGCGGAAACUCGCGGGCGAAGUCGAGGCGUGUUUAGCCGACCUCUUUUUCCGCUACAGACUCCGAGAACGAAGUGAACAAGGAAAGAAGAGACCCCAGCGCGACAAGGCGAGAAAGACUUCGACAGAGGUGUCCUUCCACAGCAGUCCGAAGCAAGACGCAGCUGGCGACUCUCCGGCGGGAGGCGACGACAGUGAAUGUCGGCCGUCGCCUGGACUGGGCGAUGCGUUUUCAUGGCUGUAUCCCUCACUCGUUUACCACGUUUCCGAGCCCGUUUCCGAGAUGCCCGCCUUCGCUGCGUCCACCUUUCCGUCCCGUUCUGUUUCUCGCGGACGGGGACACGAAGCGCUCGAGCAGCCAUCUCUUCCCGUCCGUUUUGCUCCUUCUUCUCUUCGCCACUUGCAGGCUGUCUUCCUGAGAAAAGAGGAAGAGAAACUCAAGACUUUGAGCGAAAUGGAAAGAGCCACAGCGACCGCGAGGACGCGCGAGCUCCCGGACUUUUUGUCUUCCGCUCGGAGAGGCGGUUUCCGUUUUUUCAAUCUCUCGACGACUCGAGGACGCGAGGAAGAAAACGAAAAGAAGGAAGAGACUGAAAAGGCGGAAGAGAAUGGAAAGACGGUAAGGCAAGGAACUCAGGGAGAGAAAGAAACGAAGGGAGACAACGCGGCCCUGUGUGUGGAGUCUAACGAGACCAGCGGGGCGCCUGUAGGAAAAGACGCGAACGCGGUCGUCGGUGUGUGUGUUCGGUCCAGGGACAAAGGCGGAACCUUUCCUUGGAAGCGAGGAAAGAAAACAGAAGAAGUCUUGACGGGGCGCGGUCACGAUCUGGAGUUGCGUGCAUCGAGGUGGGAGCACGAGGGGGGACAGGCGAACGGGGAAGCGUUUCUGUUCAGCAGAGACGACGGGGAGUGGAGAAGGAAGGAAGAGGCGAAAGAGAUGCGUUGGAGGGCGACACGAAGGGAGGCAGAUCAGGGACAUGAAGCGGGGAAAGGACGAGGAAUGGAGACAGGAGGCGAGUGGACACGUGCCGCAGACGCGGACGAGGAGACACGAGAGGGGCGAGAGACACAGGAGGCUGUCUCCGAGGAAGGAAUUCAGGAUGCAACAACGAUAGAAUGGAACAGGCACCAGAAGAGCGAGGCGAAGCUGUCAGGGAAAAGACACGCGACAGGGGGGGUGAAAGACGGGCGGGAAAAAGAGCAAGAAACAGAGCGACGGAAUGACGUUGGAGCGGAGACAGAUGGGGACAAAGGCCACGCAGAACUGGGCGAGUCACACAGGGGAGAUGAACGGCGCACGCCUGCAUUCAGACGGCGCAGGAGGAUACUGGGGAAGCAAAGCGACAGGCAUGACGAAAACGAGAAUGAGGCAGGAGAGACGGAUGAGGGAGGGGAGAACGCGAUUGAGACGAAGCCGAAAACGUUGUGGCAACGCGACGACGCGAGACCUUUUCAAAAGGAACGCGUAGGAAGGAGAAAACCGAAAGAAAUUCCUGCCUACUGGCUUCCUUCUCUCAAACCCACAGAGGCAAACUGGGAUCCUUUCUUCGACAACUUCAAAAAGUAG